AUGGCGGCGCUUUUGUUUCUGCUGAUUCUCCACGCUCUUCCAUCUCUUGUUGUGCCCAUACAUAAUUCAUCAACUGGAGGAUGCGCCAUCAUCCGGCCUCCGAGGGAUGGAGGAAUCCGGUAUAGAGGCCUGACACAAGAGCAGAUCCGCAGUGUUCAGAUCCUGCCGGUGGAUUACGAGAUCGAGUACAUCUGCCGGGGCAACCGCGUCAUCGUCGGGCCCAAGGUCAGGAAGUGCUUGCCCGACGGCACGUGGACGGACAUGACGCAGCACAGCAGCUGUCUGUUGCUGUGUCCUCGCGUUUGGACGUCGCUGGAGAACGGGCAGGUGACGUCCAGACCCCCUGGCCCGCCGGCGGAAGGCACGGCGCUCCACUACCGAUGCCACGGCGGCUUCGUGCUGGAGGGCCGCAACGUCAGCCGCUGCACCAAGACGGGAAAGUGGGAUGCGCCCAAGCCCGUCUGCCUCUACGACAAGAACAACACAGGCAAGAAGAAACUGUACAUCGGCGCGCUGUUUCCCAUGAGCGGCGGCUGGCCCGGCGGCCAGGCGUGCAUGCCCUCCGCCCAGAUGGCGCUGGACCUGGUCAACAACCGCAGCGACAUCCUGCCCGACUACGAGCUGGAGCUCAUCCACUACGACAGCAUGUGCGACCCCGGCGAGUCCACUAAGCUGCUGUACGAUCUGCUGUACACGGAGCCCAUCAAGAUCGUUCUGAUGCCCGGCUGCAGCGGCGUCUCCACCAUCGUGGCCGAGGCAGCUCGCAUGUGGAACCUCAUUGUGCUGUCGUACGGCUCCAGCUCGCCGGCGCUGUCCAACCGCCAGCGCUUCCCCACCUUCUUCCGAACGCACCCGUCAGCGACACUGCACAACCCCACCCGGGUGCAGCUCUUCCAGAAGUGGAAAUGGACCCGCAUAGCCACCAUCCAGCAGACCACCGAAGUCUUCACCUCGACUCUGGACGACCUGGAGCAGCGCGUCAAGGAGGCCGGCAUCGAGAUCAGCGUUCGGCAGAGCUUCCUCACCGACCCGGCUGUGGCUGUCAAAAACCUCAAGCGUCAAGACGCCCGGAUCAUCGUGGGGCUGUUUUACGAGACCGAAGCCAGGAAAGUGUUUUGCGAGGUGUUCAAGGAGAAGCUUUAUGGAAAGAAGUACGUGUGGUUCCUGAUUGGCUGGUACGCCGACAACUGGUUUAAGAUCAAAGACCCGGCCAUCAACUGUACCGUGGACAACAUGACCGAAGCCGUGGAGGGGCACGUCACCACCGAGAUCGUCAUGCUCAAUCCCGAGACCGUCCGCGGCGUCUCCAACAUGACUUCACAGGAGUUUUUGGGCGCCUUGAUGUCCCGCCUGGGCGGCAUGAACCCAGAGGAGACGGGCGGCUUCCAGGAGGCCCCGCUGGCUUACGACGCGGUUUGGGCGUUGGCGUUAGCGCUCAACAAGACUGUAGCGCCGCUCAAGGCCAAAGGGCGGCGGCUGGAGGACUUCAACUACAACAACAAGGACAUCACGUCCGAGAUCUACCGCGCGCUCAACACCAGCUCAUUCGAGGGCGUUUCGGGCCAGGUGGUGUUUGAUGCCCAGGGUUCCAGGAUGGCCAUGACUCUCAUCGAACAGCUUCAAGGGGGCAGCUACAAGAAGAUCGGCUACUACGACAGCUCGCAGAAGAACUUGUCGUGGUUCGGCAACGACGUGUGGAUCGGGGCGGGGCCUCCAGCGGACCGUACGGUGGUGGAGGAGGAAUACCGCUUCCUGUCGCAGAAGCUGUUCGCCGCCGUGUCUGUCUUCGCCGGCCUGGGCAUCCUGCUGGGCAUCGUCUGUCUCACCUUUAACAUCUACAACGGCAACGUGCGGUACAUCCAGAACUCACAGCCAUACCUGAACAACAUGACGGCGGCGGGAUGCAUGAUGGCGCUGGCCGCCGUCUUCCCGCUCGGCAUCGACGGACAUCACGUGCACCGAUCGCAGUUCCCCGUCGUUUGCCAGUUUCGCCUGUGGCUGCUGGGUUUGGGCUUCAGUUUGGCGUACGGCAGCAUGUUCACCAAGAUUUGGUGGGUCCACACGCUCUUCACCAAGAAGGACGAAAAGAAGGAGAAGAAGAAGCAACAGCUGGAGCCGUGGAAGCUGUACGCCACGGUGGGGGUGCUGUUGGGCGUCGACUUCCUGUCUUUGGUCAUCUGGCAGAUCGUGGACCCGCUUCACAUCACUGUUGAGAAGUUCACCCGAGAAGCCCCCAAAGUGGAUUUGGAUGUCCUGAUCCAGCCUCUGCUGGAGCACUGCAGUUCCGAGAAGAUGAACACGUGGCUCGGUGUGGUUUACGGCUACAAGGGUCUCCUGUUACUGCUGGGCAUCUUCCUGGCCUACGAGACCAAGUCAGUGUCCACGGAGAAGAUCAACGACCACCGGGCGGUGGGCAUGGCCAUCUACAAUGUAGCGGUGCUUUGUCUGAUCACGGCGCCGGUCACCAUGAUCCUGUCGUCGCAGCAGGACGCCUCUUUCGCCUUCGCCGCCCUGGCCAUCGUCUUCUCCGCCUACAUCACACUGGUGGUGCUCUUUGUGCCAAAGAUGCGUCGCCUGAUCACGCGUGGCGAGUGGCAGUCCGAGCAGCAGGACACACUGAAGACGGGCUCGUCCACCAACAACAACGACGAGGAGAAGUCGCGGCAGCUGGAGAGAGAGAACCGCGAGCUGCAAAAGAUCAUCCAGGAGAAAGAGGAGCGCGUGUCUGCCCUGCGCAACCAGCUGGCCGAGCGGCAAGCCCUGCGUAGCCGCCGCCGCCCGUCGGCGGGCCAGAACCAGAACCACAACGCGGCCCAGCCGGACCCCAAGUCCCUGCUGCCCCCGCCCGGCUACCCCAGCGCCGACAACCACUCGCUGCCGCCGUCUUUCUCCAACUCAUCCAACUUGUACCCCGGCGAGAGCAAGAUGAGCCGCAACCACUGUCACAACAGCCAGAUUCCGCUACUCUACAAGUAG
Molecule: messenger RNA, 2976 nt
Organism: Nerophis lumbriciformis (worm pipefish)
Lineage: Eukaryota; Metazoa; Chordata; Actinopteri; Syngnathiformes; Syngnathidae
Source: RefSeq, a predicted model, not a curated record